Molecule: messenger RNA, 267 nt
Organism: Dicrocoelium dendriticum
Lineage: Eukaryota; Metazoa; Platyhelminthes; Trematoda; Plagiorchiida; Dicrocoeliidae
Source: the annotation of a GenBank genome assembly
UUCGUUCCCUUCCGCGACUUUCACGAUGCCAACUCCGUGGAGGAAAGCAAGCGUCGAUUGUCCAAAGCGGUUCUAGCCGAGAUUCCCGAUCAGCUGGUGUCUUACAUGCGCAUGCAAGGCAUCAUCCCGUUACGCACUCUGGAACUUGGCUUCAAGACCGACCCUACCAAUGGUCAGCGCACAUCCUCCAGACCUUCGUCUGGAGGCGGCUCGUGGCCAUCAUGUCCCACCUCUAUUGCUGUUCCCAGCGCCCCUCCUGAACGUUGA